Molecule: messenger RNA, 1192 nt
Organism: Poecilia latipinna (sailfin molly)
Lineage: Eukaryota; Metazoa; Chordata; Actinopteri; Cyprinodontiformes; Poeciliidae
Gene: cfap96
Product: cilia and flagella associated protein 96
Cellular component (GO): cytoplasmic microtubule; centrosome
Source: RefSeq, a predicted model, not a curated record
UUUUGGUGUUUGCAGUGAGUAAGGAUGAAGCUGGCUCACAGAAAGAGUGAUAUGGAGCGUUUGGGUGUGUUUAUGGAGAUGAGCUACAUCUCUGCAGGAGACAAGUACACUUCAACAGCUCCUUUAAAUGAUCCCACAGCUGACAGCAUGGAGGUAACAGACAACUACAGGAACCUGCUGGAAAAAGGAGUGCAUGUACGUGAUGCUUCCAUUUUUAAUCCAAGUCCAUUCAAUGGGUCAGCAUAUCGAAGCCGCCAGAUGCAGACGGGUGUCACUAAACAGCCGUGUGCUCUGCAAAGUGGCUUUUUCAACAAGUCCUUUAAAAGGAUUGAGAAAGAAGCGCUGAGUGAACCUCUGAGACUGGCUCGGAGGAACCGGAUGCAGCAGGUGAAGAAGAACCUAGGCAAAGCCUUCCUGCCCUGCAGCGGGACCAAGAAGCUCUCUGGUUCUGGGAGUUACUAUGGCACCGUUGGACCAAUAGAAGCCACAAGUCCUCUGACAGUUCCCAAGAAAGCUCAGCGCUCACCUGGCCGCAGCAUUCUCAUCUCACCGCCCAAGAAAGGCAGUGGUUACAGUUAUCCUAAUGUCACUCUGUCCAAAAUGGACCUGUACGUUUCUGACCCAUACGUCAGAGCCAAAGAAGCCCAUAAGAGAGAGGGAGCAAUCCAUCAUUCCAAACUAAGAGAUGGGCCCUUCAGAAUAAAUCUUCACCCACAGGAUUAUUUCCAAGUCAAUCCAUAUCGCAACCACAAGGCUCUCCCACCUGCUCAAAAGCCUCCCCAGCCCCAAAAGAACGUAUCCACAGUUCCCUUCAUACCCCGCACCCCCAGCAAACGGGUGAAUCAUUACAUUGGAGGAAUGAAAGCUGAAACAUUUGAUAUAUAUCCGUCACAUUCUGCUGAUACAUACGUCAUCCACCGCUCUAAACCAGUCAAUCAACAGCCAGUGUUUCGUCCUGCUCCUGGUCCCAAGAGCACACCAGUCAAAAACAUCAUCUCUGUUAAUGUUGACAGGUUAGCUCCAUAAAUCUGCUUCAGUUUACAUGGAGGGCAUUUAGCUGACACCUUAGUCUACUGGAAAGAUUACAACAUUUAGACUGCCUACUGGAGGACUUUUGCAUUAAAUGUUCAGUUAUUGAGAGAAUCAUUUUAACAGUGCUUUCAUGUCAUCGGACAAUGUCGUACAAACAAAA